CUUGACCAUGAAAAUAUCUUUAUAUUAACUAAUUUCUCGGAAGCUCAACUUUUUAAAUGGUUUAAUUUUUUUUUACUCUGGUUAGCGUUUUCUUUUUUUAGCAAGGUUGUUAAUCCCAUGCCUAAACCCUUCUUUUAUCCAAGUUUAAUACUGGCAGUAACCUUAGAAAUGCUAUAUAAAGAAUUUUUGAUCUUUUGUGAUUAAAUCGAUAUGUAUGAUUGGUGUAUGUUCUUUGAUUUUUGAAGUUAAUUUUAAUGAUAUCACUUAAGGUUGAAAUCUACUAUAACUACUUCAUUAAAUCCUUAUAGGAUUACCUAAUCAAACUGUAUUUCGUUUCAUUUUAAAUUUACAAUCGUUUGUUAAUGAUUCUUCCAUAUAUUGCUUCAUUUUUAAUAUUAUAGUUAUAAUAUUUUGAUUUUUUUUUCCGUUUCUUCUGAAUAUAUAUACAGAAACCACUUCCUAGAUUACCGGUUCCAGAUUUACAUAAUACAUUAGAUAGAUAUUUACGAUUAAUAGCACCAGUUGUUUCAAAAGAAGAUUUUGAACGAACUAAACUAUUAGUUGAAGAAUUCGGUAAAUCUGGUGGAGAAGGAGAAGAAUUACAAAAUUUACUUAAACAAUAUGCAAUGACAAAGAUCAAUUGGGUUACAGAAUGGUGGUUAGAUGAUAUGUAUUUAUUAAAUCCUGCACCAUUACCAAUUAAUUCUAGUCCAGGUAUGGUAUUUCCACGUCAUUCUUUUAUUAGUACAAGACAACAGUUAAGAUUUGCUGCUCAAUUGAUUUCUGGAAUUCUUGAUUAUAAAACAAUAUUAGACACCCGUUCACUUCCAAUCGAUCGAGCACGGCAUAGUAAAAAAGGUCAACCAUUUUGUAUGGAACAAUAUUAUCGAUUAUUUAGUUCAUAUCGUUAUCCAGGUAAAACUAAAGAUAUACUUGUAACAACAUCUGAACGAGAUCCAUUCGAUCCUGAACAUAUUAUUGUCAUUUAUUUAGACCAGUUCUUCGUUAUUGAUGUCAUAACUAAUGGGAGUAGAUUAAGUGAAGAAGAUAUAUAUAAUCAGUUACGUCGUGUUACACAGUUCGCUGAAGAGUCAAUAGCUGGUGAAAGUGAAAUGGAAGUACAACCAAGAGUUGGUGCUUUAACAGCUUUACCAAGAAAUAAAUGGGCAGACGUUUAUGAACACAUGUGUCAAGAUCCAGAAAAUGAAGGAAAUUUAAAAACCAUUGCGAAAAGCAUGUUUGUAUUAUGUUUAGACAAACCAAUUCAAGCAGUUGAAGAACUAGAUGAAACAACAGAUAUUAAUGGAUUUUUAAAUGAAACAGAUGAUCCGAAUAAUUUAAAUAAACGUGAUGAUGUUUCAUUAGCUUUACAAUUAUUACAUGGAAUGGGUAGUUCAUUUAAUGCGGCUAAUCGUUGGUAUGAUAAAACAAUGCAAUUUAUCAUUUCCCGUGACGGUAAUUGUGGUCUGAACUAUGAACAUUCUGUUGCUGAAGGAAUCGCUGUAGUACGCUUGAUAGAACAUAUUCUUCAAUAUAUGAAAGAAGUAAAACGAUGGAAAUUAGUUCGAUUCCCAUCUGUAUGUGAAUUGGCAUAUCCGAGAAGACUGAAAUGGAAUUUAGACAGUAAUUCAAAAUCAAUGAUUGACUACGCCUUAAAUGAAAUCGAUAAGAUAGCAGAUGAUCUGGACUUAUACAUACUUCGUUAUAAACAAUAUGGACGAGAGUUCCCAAAAACUGUUAACAUGAGCCCAGAUUCAUUCAUUCAAUUAGCUCUACAAUUAGCUCAUUUCAAAUUGCAUAAAUAUUUAGUGCCAACUUAUGAAAGUGCUUCAACAAGACGAUUUGCUUUAGCUAGAGUUGAUAAUAUUAGAGCUUGUUCAAUGCCAGCUUUGGAAUGGUGCAAAGCAAUGACAGGUCAGACCAAAUGUUCAACAGAUGAAAAAAUUCGUUUAUUACGUAAAGCAAUGGAAUGGCAAACAGAAAUUAUGCUUGAAACUAUUCUUGGUCAUGGUGUAGAUAAUCAUUUACUUGGUUUAAGACAAAUAGCAUUAACUCAUGGUAAAGAAUUACCAAAUAUUUUCAAAGAUCCAAGUUAUAUGGAAUCGAAUAGAUUUCGUUUAUCAACAAGUCAAGUACCAACAACAAUGGAUGCGUUUAUGUGUUAUGGAGCAGUUGUGCCUAAUGGAUACGGCGCUGCAUACAAUCCACAUCCUGAUAAUAUUGUUGUAGUCAUUUCUUGUUGGCGUACUAAUCCUAAUAAUAAUGCAUCGAAAUUUGCAGAAAUGCUUGAUUCAGCAUUUACAGAAAUGCGUGAACUAGUCCUUUCAAAUCCUCAGUUGGCUAAACAACCAUCAAAUGAACCUGUUGAAUGGAGUAUAGCUAAAUCACUUGGUGCUGAUGUAGGUCUAAGUGUGACUGGUUAACGAGGAAAAACAUUGAAAGAAAUAGAGAGAAAAUUCAAAAAUUUAUACAUCUAUUUUUAGCGCCACUCGAUAUUUUUUCAUUCAUUAAUAAGCAGAAUUAUACUUACAUUGAUUCUUUCCCUUUUUAUGAUUCUCUAGUAAGUUUUUUGCUUAUGAUUUUCGUUUCCUGAUUGUGUUGGGUUACUUAUAUAAAAAAUGAUUGUUAAAAUCAAGAUACCGAAAUUUUAUUUAUUCAUUACAACUAAUUUUCAAAACAGUUUUCUCUUAACCCAUUUAAUUUUAUGGUAAGAUAAUAAAAGAUUUCCAUUAUUUAUUACUUAUUUACAUUAUUUAUUCACAUUCAAUCACAUAUUUAUGUUAAAACAAAAAAAUGGAUCAAAUACUUUUUCACAAAUUUCCAAAUCUAACUGAUUCAUAAGAAUACUACUUAUAAAUUGGUAAGUAGAAUAAUAGAGUAAUACAUCAUUAACUUUAUAUCCAAGCAUAUUAGGAUAAUAAAUUAAUAAUCAUGUUAGUGUACAUUUCUGCAAGAGUA
This is a messenger RNA of Schistosoma spindalis, 2958 nucleotides long. The record is from the annotation of a GenBank genome assembly. NCBI's taxonomy places the organism in Eukaryota, Metazoa, Platyhelminthes, Trematoda, Strigeidida, Schistosomatidae.